AUGAUCGGGCCGGGUUUGGCGUUCGUGGCUUAUCCGGCUGCGUUGAUGGAAAUGCCGGUUGCCCCGCUUUGGUCCGCCAUCUUCUUCCUCAUGUUCAUCUUUGUCGGUCUUGACAGUCAGUUUUGCACACUGGAAGGUUUCAUCACGGCUUUGAUGGACGAAUGGCCCCGAUAUCUUCGGUCACACAAGGAACUCUUCAUCUUGGCUGUUUCCCUAUUUUCCUUCGUCAUCGGUCUCUCUCUCGUCUCCCGGUGCGGAAUGUACGUGCUGUACCUGAUGGAUAAUUACGCGGCAGCCGGAAUGUGUUUGCUCUUCAUCACGGGCUCGGAGUGCAUUUCCAUCGCCUGGGGUUACGGCGCCUCGCGAUUCUACGCGAAUCUCAAGGAAAUGAUCGGAUAUCCUCCGCUGCGGUACAUGAAGUACUGCUGGCUCGUCUUCUGCCCCGCCGUCUGCUUCGUGAGCGAUCGAAUCGAUGUUUCCUGGAAUAAGGCGACUGAGGAGUUGAAAAGGGCGGAAGAAAAAUUUCCCCUUUUCUUCCAUGAGGGACUCAAAAAUUCAAACCUUUACGGAAAGGCUACGGUUCUCUCAUAUUUCGCUCGAAUAGUUGUUUUGUAUAGUUAA
Messenger RNA from Darwinula stevensoni, 621 nucleotides. NCBI's taxonomy places the organism in Eukaryota, Metazoa, Arthropoda, Ostracoda, Podocopida, Darwinulidae. The record is from the annotation of a GenBank genome assembly.